Molecule: messenger RNA, 2560 nt
Organism: Ostreococcus lucimarinus CCE9901
Lineage: Eukaryota; Viridiplantae; Chlorophyta; Mamiellophyceae; Mamiellales; Bathycoccaceae
Exons: 2
Coding region: 1-2553 (850 amino acids)
Biological process (GO): phosphatidylinositol phosphate biosynthetic process
Source: RefSeq, a predicted model, not a curated record
AUGCGCUCGAGCGCGCGACCGUACGUCGCGGGUGCGCUCAUUUUGUGGGCCGUCGCGCUGCAGGCGCACGUGUGGAGCAUCCCGGACGCGGAGUUGAGGCGAUUGCGCGGAGAUUCGCGCGUGUCUUUCGUCCCCAGCGCGCGCGGGAUACGGCGAGUGCAAAAAGCGCGCGAUGAAGCGGCGAGCGACGAUGAGAGCGCGUUCGUGGUGACGAGAAAAGUGGCGAGCGAUCCGCGGUCGGCGCUGACGGAGGCGGACGUGGCGGCGCAGAGCGCGAUCGUGAGCGCGUUGAGGGCGCGGUGGCCGACGGUGAAAAUCGUGGGCGAGGAGGACGAAAACGACGACGCGGCGCCGAUGAGCCCGAAGCGAGGGGCGCCGCUACGCGAGGAUUUGUGUGCGGCGAUUGAAACGUGCGAUGACGCGCGAUUGCGGACGAUGCGGGUGAAAAGCGAGGACGUGACGGUGUUCAUCGAUCCCGUGGACGGGACGCGAGAAUUCGUCGAGUCGCGUCUGCGCGCGGUGCAGUGCUUGAUCGGAAUCGCCGUGCGCGGACGCGCGGUGGCGGGUGCGAUCGGGUUGCCGUUUCCUGAUGGUGACGUCGCGUCGUCGGAGGCGUGCGUGGUGUACGGCGCGGUGGCGCCGGGGGCGAAGCGCGGCGCCGUGGGCGCGCACGGCGAGCGCGGCGCCGCUCUCGAGAUACGAUUCGACGCAGAGAACGCGCAGGUGCGCUCGGUGACGGGAGAUUCCAAAAAUGCGGCGUUAAUCGCGGCGAAAGAGAUUUUGCGAGAGACGGCGACGAAAAGCGGGGCGACGUACGCGCACGGCUCGAUCGGCGGCGCCGGGAAUAAAUUGCUCGCCGUCGCGGAAGGUCGCGCCGAGUACGCUUUGAUGCACUUCGGGACGUCGCUGUGGGACACGUGCGCACCCGAAGCGAUCGUUCGCGCGUGCGGGGGGAAAGUGACGGAUUUAUACGGCGCGCCGCUGAUGCAUUACGAAGACUCGCCGGGGGGGUUGGUGAACCAACUCGGCGUCGUCGGUUCGUCCGCCGCGUGCGAAGGCGCGAUUUCGCACGACGCCGUGUGCUCGGAGAUGCGUGGAAACGAAGACUUGAAGAAGAUGCUGAAUCGCUUCACGGGUGGUGAUAGCUCGCUCGCAUUCGGCGGCGAUGAAAUUCAGGCGAGCGACGUCGCGCGGUGUUUGGGCGGCGGACCGUUGUCGGCGCGAGACGUCGGCGACCGCGUCGCGCGCGCCGUCGGCGCCGAAGGCGACGUCUCGCUUUCCGGAUACUCCGCCCCCGAGCGCGACGCCGUGCGCGGUUUGAUGAGCGAUGCGUGUCGUAUCUAUUUCAAAUGGUCCACAGACGACGACGGUCGUCUGCCCCGGUCGGCGUUCUACAAAAAAGUCGACAUGGGCAAUCUCGAAUACAUGCGCACCAAGCAAGUCACGCAACCGCUCAAAAUUGCGCGCGACAGUAAAUCGUACGCCGUCGAGGCGUCGUUUCUCGCCUCGGACGCGUGUAAGGCGCUCGAAGAAGCGGGCAUCGGCGUACCGAUAUGCUACGCCGCCGACUUGCGACCGGUGCACGACGACCCGAUCGAGAGCAAGUUUUCCCUCUUGCUCGAAGACUUUCACCCGAGCGACGGUUGGGAACAGGCGAAGAUGCUUCGACCGGAUCAAGCCAAAUGCGCGCUCAGAGCGCUCGCGCGCAUGCACGCGUUCUUCCUUCCGGGAAGUCGCUUCCGAAAGUCAUCGAAAGCCGCGAAUGAGGAUCUUCUCGCCACGGUUUGGAGCUCGGGCGGAUAUUGGCAACCGAACAUGCAACCGGACGAUCAGAUGGACGUCGUGGCGAGCGCGUGGGAGCAGCAUAUGUCCAGCUUCGGCGCCGCGAUUGAGGCCGAGCCGACGAUCGACAUCGCCGUGGCGCGAACCGUCGGUGCGAGAUUACAGUCGCACGCGCGUCGAAUAGGCGCGGAGACGCACCCGUUUUCGGGAUGUCCGGGCGCCGACGACGCGUUGCGACACGGCGGCGAGAGACUGGCGGCGCUGCAAACCGUCAUCCACGGUGAUCCGAAAUCGGGUAACAUUUUUGAGCGACGCGCGGGGGAGUCCGACGAAUGGGAAAUCGGUCUGAUCGAUUUCCAAUGGACCGGGAUCGGGCUCGGCGGUACGGAUGUCGGGCAUUUUAUGUGCGCGUCCGUGGCGCCGGAGGGGCUGAGCGCCGACGGCGCCGCGGAAAACGCACUCGUCGACGUGUACUACGACGCGUUUUGUGAAGCCGCGGCGGAAUUCGGCGCGGUGUCGAGUAAAGAAAACGCUGGCGAAGAGUUGCUCACGCGAGAAGAGUUACAAGUGCAGUAUGAAAACGGAGUAUUGGAUACGAUGCGAUGCGUGUUUGGCUACCAGUGGCUUCGCGUCAAGGCGUCGCCCGAGUCGCUCGCGAAGAACGCACAGUCCAUAGGGCGCAACAGUUACAACAAGUCGCUCCCGAACGCGUUGUGGAUGAUUCGCACUGCGGAUUUGUAUCUCAAGGCGCGCGAAGCGAGAGCGCAUUAAAUGAUUU